GAUAUCACCACCAGCAACAGCCUCUCUCCUCAGAGAGGCAUGCAUUUCAUGCCCAAGGGCCCAGGCAGUUGAGGUCCUUGGCAAGUGAUGUGUGAGUCCUGUGUGUCGUAGAAAGCUCCCUACUCCUGUCUGGUGACCAAAGGCUUGGUCACAAGUGGUGGGUCAUUUCUCCUCCACCCUCGCCUCCCUGCUCAGGGCCCCCUCGUCAACUGGAACGCCCUUCGACAUGGUCCGGAUGCUGUUGUUCAUCUUUAUCAUGGUCCAUCCAGUAUCCUGUGCUCUCUGGGUGUCUCAGCCCCCUGAGGUUCGUACCCAGGAGGGCGUCACUGCCUUCCUGCCCUGUUCCUUCAAUGCCAGCCGAGGGAGACUGGCCAUUGGCUCCGUCACAUGGUACCGGGACAAUGUGGCCCCAGGGAAUGAGGUGAGGAACAGGACCCCAGAGUUCAGGGGCCGCCUGGCCCCUCUUGCCUCUUCCCGCUUCCUCUGUGACCACCAGGCUGAGCUACACAUCUGGGACACACGAGGCCGUGACGCUGGAAUCUAUGUGUGCAGGGUGGAAGUGCUGGGCCUGGGUGUCGGGACAGGGAAUGGGACUCUACUGGUGGUGGAGACAGGACCUCCUCAGCGAGGGGCCCUCACAUCCCUCCUCCUUCGGGCUGGAUUCUAUGCCUUCAGCUUUCUCUCUGUGGCCGUGGGCAGCACCAUCUAUUACCAAGGCACAUGUGAGUGAUGGAGCUGUGCAAUGGCAGAAGAGGUGGAGGGGCAGUGAGAGGCCCCACGAGCAGACAGACACCAAGGAGGGGAGGCCUGCAGCGCCCAGUGACUCUGAUCAGCUCUCCACCAGGCCACUGUCACAUGAGAAGACACUGCCACUGCUUGGAUGGCCUCUGAUGAGUGAUUCCAGACUCCAGUGAUCCCAAUGCUCAUCAAGAAACCCCAAUAAAUCUGUCUCUGCCCCACUACUAACUUCUUAUGAGUCUCUGUGUAUUUCCUUCUCCGUUCUCCAGAUGCCCAGUAUACCCCUCUCCAGGUUUCCCUGACUCUUAACUCUCCCUUCUAGUAAGUCUGGCCUGGAAAGGGCCAAGGAGGGAGCUUCCCAGCACCUGUGCUUAGAGCCUCCUCUCACCACCAUCCUGGGGUUCAACAGGAUGGGCCCUACCUCUUCUAGGUCCAGGAGGCUGAGGCCAGUUCUCCUGAGAAACGGGGGAGUAUCGAAUCUGAUUAGUCCUACUUGUCAAUUGCCCACAGACAAAUAUAAUAGUCCCGCCUUAUCCAAGGGGGAUACACUCCGACCCCCAGUGGACUCCUGAAACCAUGAACUGUACUGAACUGUAUAUAUAGUAUGCUUUUUCCUAAACAUAUAUACCCAUGCUAAAGUUUAAUUUGUAAAUUAGGCACAGUGAGAGAUUAAUAACAAUAAUACAAAAGAGAACAAUGAAAACAAAUGCACUGUAAUAAAAUUUAUAUGAAUAUAAUCUCUGUUAAAAUAUCUUAUUGUAUCGUUCUCACCCUUCUUCUUGUGAUGAUCUGAGAUGAUACGAUGCCUGCUUAUGUGAUGAGAUGAAGUGAGGUGAAUGACGGAGGCACGGUGACAUAGCAUUAGGGUACUGUAAGGGUGACUUGAACACAAACACUGCAGUCCCUCAACAGUCAACUUUAUAACUGGGACGGCGACUAAGUGACUAACAGGCAGGUAGCAUCUAUAGUGUGGAUAGGCGGAAUAAAGGGAUGAGUUACGUCCCGGGCAGGACAAAGCGGGACAGCAUAAAAUUUCAUUCCAAUACUCAGAGUGGUGUGCAAUUUAAAACUUAUGAAUUGUUUAUUUCUGGAAUUUUCUAUUUAAUAUUUUCGGACCAUGGUCGACCAUGGGUAACUGAAACUACAGAUAAGGUGGGGGGUGGGGUGGGCACUACUGUACUCUUUUCUGGCCUUCAGGUGAGCUUGGGUCCCUAAACAUCCUUCUCCCACUAAAUCACUACUUGACCCCAGACAAGGUGAGAGGGUAAGUCGCUUAAGUUUUGAUGGUGGCCAUGUUGAAUGGGGGCUUGAGAUAGAUUGAGAAGCCUGAGACACAGAAGGUGGCCAGACCACCGACUUUACUGGGUGAACCA
Rhinolophus ferrumequinum (greater horseshoe bat) is the source of this 2111-nucleotide messenger RNA. It is a transcript of the gene NCR3, whose product is annotated as natural cytotoxicity triggering receptor 3. The transcript has 3 exons. Gene Ontology annotation, biological process: natural killer cell activation; positive regulation of natural killer cell mediated cytotoxicity; immune response-activating cell surface receptor signaling pathway. Bases 227 to 730 code for a protein of 167 amino acids. The record is from RefSeq and is a predicted model, not a curated record. Lineage: Eukaryota; Metazoa; Chordata; Mammalia; Chiroptera; Rhinolophidae.